This is a messenger RNA of Zonotrichia leucophrys gambelii, 2073 nucleotides long. RefSeq names its product DM1 protein kinase (gene DMPK). NCBI's taxonomy places the organism in Eukaryota, Metazoa, Chordata, Aves, Passeriformes, Passerellidae. The coding region runs from base 109 to 2073 and encodes 654 amino acids. The record is from RefSeq and is a predicted model, not a curated record. Gene Ontology annotation, biological process: actomyosin structure organization; peptidyl-threonine phosphorylation. Gene Ontology annotation, cellular component: cytoplasm; cytoskeleton. The transcript has 11 exons. Gene Ontology annotation, molecular function: protein serine/threonine kinase activity; ATP binding.
GCCGAGCCGGCGGCCGCGCAGGUCCAGGAGCUGCAGCUGCAGCGCGGAGACUUCGAGAUCGUCAAAGUGAUCGGGAGGGGCGCGUUCAGCGAGGUGGCCGUGGUGAGGAUGAAGGAGACCGGGCAGAUCUACGCCAUGAAGAUCAUGAGCAAGUGGGACAUGCUGCGCCGCGGAGAGGUGUCCUGUUUCCGCGAGGAGCGGGACGUGCUGGCCCGCGGUGACCGGCGCUGGAUCACGCGGCUGCACUUCGCCUUCCAGGACCCGCAGUGCCUGUACCUGGUGAUGGAGUACUACAUCGGCGGGGACCUCCUGACGCUGCUCAGCAAGUUUGGGGACCGGCUGCCGCUGACCAUGGCGCGCUUCUACCUGGCCGAGCUGGUGAUGGCCAUCGACUCCGUGCACCGGCUGGGCUACGUGCACCGGGACAUCAAACCCGACAACAUCCUGCUGGACCGCUGGGGACACAUCCGGCUUGGGGACUUCGGGUCCUGCCUGCGCCUGGGGCCCGAUGGCACCGUGCGCUCGGCGGUGGCCGUGGGCACCCCCGAUUACCUGUCCCCCGAGAUGCUCCUGGCCGUCGAGGACCCCUCGCUGUCGUACGGCCCCGAGUGUGACUGGUGGGCGCUGGGGGUCCUGGCCUACGAGAUGUUCUACGGGAGACCCCCGUUCUUCGCCGACACCGUGCUCGAGACCUACGCCAAGAUCCUGCACUUCCAGGACCACCUGCACCUGCCCGAGACCGAUGACGAUGACUCCGGUGCCGGUGCCGGUGACGGCGGCUCCGAAGGCCCCGGGGGCUCCCGGGCCGUCCCCGCGGCCGCGCGCGCGCUCGUGCGGGGCCUGCUGUGCGCGCCGGACGCGCGCCUGGGCCGCGGGGGCGCGCGCGACUUCCGGGCGCUGCCGCUGUUCGCGGGCACGCGCUGGCGCGCGCUCCGCCGCUGCCCCGCCCCCUUCGCGCCCAGCGCCGCCGGCGCCGCCGACACCUCCAACUUCGACGUGCUGGACGAUUGCCUGAGCCAGCCGGAGCCGCUGGGGGAGCCCGCGGAGCCCCCCGAGCUGGGGCUGCACCUCCCGUUCGUGGGGUACUCGUACGCCCGCACCGAGCACGAGGAUGAGGAAGAGGAGGAGGAGGAGGAUGAGGAUGAGGAGUGGGACCAGGACGCGGCCAUGGAGCUGGAGGGGGAGUGGGGGACCCCCCCCGAGUCGGGGACCCCCCCGGGCGCCGGGACCCCCUUGGCCAUAGCGACCCCCCCCCGCAAGGGGACGCCCCCACCUCAAAAAGAGCCCCCCCCGCCCACGGGGACCCCCAUGGAGGGCCCCUCCCAAAAAGGACCCCCCCCACCCACGGGGACCUCUGAACUCACGGGACCCCCGCCCCAAAAGGGGCCCUCACCCCAUAAGAGACCCUCACCCCGAAAAGGGCACCACCCACGCCCGAGAACGCCCCCUCCCCGAAAAUCGCCGCCCCCCACCCCCGAGGGGAGCCCCCCCCAGGAAUCCCACCUCCCACCCAAAGCCCCGCCCCCUGCCCAACCCGCGGGACCCCCUCCCCAAAAAGGGGUCCCUGCCCCCCCCACGGCGCCCCCAGCCCAGGGACCCCCCCCGGCCAAGGGGGCCCCCCCCAGGACGCCCCCCCCGGGCACGGAGCCCCCCCGGGAACCGCCGCCGCCGUUCCCGCAGGUGUCGGUGGCGGCCCCGGUGGCGGUGCCGGCGGCCGUGCCGGUGUCGGUGCCGGUGUCGGUGUCGGCCGUGCCGGUGGCCGUGCCCGCGGUGCCGGCGGUGCCGGUGUCGGUGCCCGCGGUGCCGGAGUCGGUGCCGGAGCUGCGGGAGGCGCUGGCCAAGGAGCGGCGCGGGCGGGAGGAGCUGGAGCGGGAGCUCGGCAAACUGCGGGCGGCGGGACUGGGGCUGACCCGGCGGCUGCAGGAGGCCGAGAGCCGCAACCUGGAACUGGAAGCGAAACUGCGGCGGCUGCAGAGCGACCCCCCCGGGCCGGGGCCGCCCCCGCCCCAAGGCAAGGACCCCUCCCCAAAAUCCAUGGGGACACCCCCGGGAAUGUCCCCAAAAUCUCAAUGA